This is a messenger RNA of Trichoderma asperellum CBS 433.97, 4539 nucleotides long. The record is from RefSeq and is a predicted model, not a curated record. NCBI's taxonomy places the organism in Eukaryota, Fungi, Ascomycota, Sordariomycetes, Hypocreales, Hypocreaceae.
AUGGAGGUCACAAAGACUCUUUUGGAAGAAGGCUCUGGUGACGAUUAUGUUCACAACGGAGACACCGUCCUCAUGGGAUACACUGGUUGGCUGAAGGACACUUCUCAGCCGGAAAACAAGGGGAACAAAUUUGAUUCCUCCUAUGACCGAAAAGACAAACCAGGAUUUUCAACCGAGAUUGGUGUUGGUCGAGUUAUCAAGGGUUGGGAUGUUGGCGUGGCUGGUAUGAAGCUUGGCGAGAAGGCAAGACUUGAUAUUCCAAGCAAGCUUGCUUAUGGCUCUAGGGGCUUUGGACAAAUCAUUCCUGCCAACUCGGACCUUAUUUUGUGGGGUCUCGCUCGACCUAGGUGCUGGAUUACCAUAUCCAAGAUUUCGUCACAGGCCAGCUCCGGAGCGCUGGCGAAGCGAAGGCUCUCCGAAGGGGAGUCGCAACAAGAGAAUAAGAGGACCAUGGCUGCCUCCAAGCUCCCUGAGGUCGAUCUUGCGACCAGAAUGCAAGUCGACGAUUCCGUUAUCGGGACCACAGACAUCGAUGAGUCUCUCUACAGCCGACAGCUCUAUGUCCUGGGACACGAAGCCAUGCGCCGCAUGGGCGCCUCCAACAUCCUCGUUGUUGGUCUCAAGGGCCUCGGUGUAGAGAUUGCGAAGAAUAUUGCCUUGGCUGGUGUCAAGAGCUUGACUGUCUACGACCCUGCUCCGGUCAAGAUUGCGGAUCUCUCUGCCCAGUUCUUUUUGACCCCAGAGGAUGUUGGCAAGCCCAGGGACGAAGUCACAGCUCCGCGCAUCGCAGAACUCAACGCUUAUACCCCUGUCAAGGUCCACCAAUCUCCUGGAAUUGAGGACAACUUUUCACAGUUCGACAAGUACCAAGUCGUGGUGCUGACCAAUUCACCCAUCUCGAUACAAAAGGCUGUGGGCGAUUACUGCCACUCCAAGGGAAUCUUCGUCGUUAUUGUCGACACAUUCGGCCUGUUUGGCUCCAUCUUUUGCGAUUUUGGCGAUAAGUUUACCAUUAUCGAUCCGACCGGCGAGGCCCCCUUGAGCGGUAUUGUUGCUGGUAUUGACGAAGAGGGUUUGGUGUCGGCACUCGACGAAACCCGACAUGGCCUAGAAGAUGGUGACUUUGUUACAUUUUCCGAAGUUGAAGGCAUGGAGAAGAUAAACGGCUGCGAGCCCCGCAAGGUUACAGUCAAAGGCCCGUACACUUUCUCUAUUGGAGAUGUAUCAGGCCUCGGACAGUACCUGCGUGGAGGCAUCUACCAGCAGGUCAAGAUGCCCAAGGUGGUCGAUUUCAAAAGCUUCACAGCCGCCCUCAAGGAGCCCGAGUUCCUCAUUUCCGACUACGCCAAGUUCGAUCGCCCCCAGCAACUCCAUCUUGGAUUCCAGGCGCUCCACGCAUUCCAGGUCGCCAAUGGACGACUGCCCAACCCUAUGGAUGAGAAGGAUGCCAUUGUAGUCUUGGAGGCUGCCAAGACCUUUGCCGCUGACGAGAAGCUAGAGAUCGACAUUGACGAGAAGCUUUUGAAAGAGUUGAGUUUCCAGGCUCUUGGUGAUCUCAGCCCCAUGGCAGCAUUCUUUGGUGGUAUUGCCGCUCAGGAGGUCCUCAAAGCCGUUUCUGGCAAGUUCAACCCCAUCCAGCAGUGGAUGUACUUUGACUCACUAGAGUCCCUUCCCACCUCUACCAAGCGAAGCCCAGAGCUUUGCAAGCCAAUCGGCAGCCGUUAUGAUGGUCAGAUUGCCGUCUUCGGAACUGAAUACCAGGAGAAGAUUUCCAACCUCAAGCAGUUCCUCGUCGGCGCUGGCGCCAUCGGUUGCGAGAUGCUCAAAAACUGGGCAAUGAUCGGCUUGGGAACGGGUCCCAACGGCAAGAUUUACGUGACCGACAUGGACUCUAUCGAGAAGAGCAACCUCAACCGACAGUUCCUUUUCCGAGCCGCCGAUGUUGGCAGCAUGAAGAGCGACUGCGCUGCCAAGGCUGUGCAGCGUAUGAACCCGGAGUUAGCAGGCCACAUUGAGACGCUGCGAGAGCGCGUUAGUCCCGAGACUGAGCACGUCUUCAACGAGGAGUUCUGGCGAAGCCUGGACGGUGUCACCAACGCUCUGGACAAUGUAGAAGCGAGAACCUACGUCGACCGACGAUGUGUCUUCUUCCGAAAGCCGUUGCUCGAGAGCGGAACUUUGGGUACCAAGGGCAACACACAAGUUGUCCUCCCCCACCUAACAGAGUCUUACUCCUCUUCUCAGGAUCCUCCCGAGAAAGAAUUCCCCAUGUGCACCAUUCGAAGCUUCCCCAACAGGAUUGAGCACACGAUUGCUUGGGCAAAGGAGUACAUGUUUGAGAAGUUCUUUGUCAAGUCCCCCCAGACGGUGAACCUCUACCUGACGCAGCCCAAUUUCAUCGAGGCUACGCUCAAGCAGGGUGGCAACCACAAGGAAACUCUUGAGACGAUCCGCAACUAUCUAACUACAGAGCGACCUCGGACUUUUGAAGACUGCAUUGCGUGGGCCCGCCUUCUCUUUGAGACUGAGUUUGCAAACAAGGUCCAACAGCUUCUGUACAACUUCCCCAAGGACUCAGUCACUUCCGGUGGCACUCCUUUCUGGUCUGGCCCAAAGAGAGCCCCUGAUGCACUCAAAUUCGACCCCAACAAUGCGACUCACUUUGGGUUCAUUGUUGCCGCGGCCAACCUCCACGCAUUCAACUUCAACAUCAAGUCUCCUGGCACUGAUAGGUCCAUCUAUCUGAAGGAACUCGAAAAUGUCAUUGUGCCUGAUUUUGCCCCUGACGCAAACGUCAAGAUCCAAGCUGAUGACAAGGAGCCCGAUCCAAAUGCUAGCACCUUUGAUGAUACGGAUGAGCUUAGUGCCCUCAGCGCAAGUCUUCCAUCGGCAAGCACUCUGGCUGGCUUCCAGCUGCAGCCUGUGGAGUUUGAGAAGGACGAUGACACCAACCACCACAUCGACUUCAUCACUGCUUGCAGCAAUCUAAGAGCAGAGAACUACAAGAUUGAACCUGCCGAUCGCCACAAGACCAAGUUCAUUGCGGGCAAGAUUAUCCCAGCCAUUGCCACCACCACUGCCCUUGUCACAGGCCUCGUUGUCCUUGAGCUAUACAAGAUCAUCGAUGGCAAGGAUGAUAUUGAGCAAUUCAAGAACGGCUUCAUUAACCUGGCCCUGCCAUUCUUUGGAUUUAGUGAACCCAUUGCCAGUCCCAAGGUGGAGUACAAGGGACCUGACGGCAAGGUCAAGCUGGACAAGAUCUGGGAUCGAUUUGAAGUUGACAACAUCACGUUGAAGGAGCUUCUCGAUCACUUUGAAGCAAAGGGCCUCAGCAUCAGCAUGCUCAGCUCUGGCGUCAGCUUGCUGUAUGCAAGCUUCUUCCCUCCGUCAAAGUUGAAGGAUCGCUAUGCCCUGAAGCUCAGCGAGCUGGUGGAGACCAUUUCAAAGAAGCCCGUUCCUUCGCACCAGAAGGAGUUGAUCUUUGAGAUGGUGGCUGAGGAUCUAGACGAAGAGGACGUGGAGGUUCCGUACAUCAAGGCUACCAAGAUUACUGACUGGGCCGACAAGUCUGGCGAGUUCAAGCGACAAGUCAGCUCGUUCCGCAACUGGAUCUCUCGUGAGUCCGGUGCUGAGUUUCCCCCUGAGAAGGGGAGGUAUCACCUCUACGUCAGCUAUGCCUGUCCAUGGGCUCACCGCACCUUGAUUGCACGGAAGCUCAAGGGACUGGAGGACAUCAUCUCCUUCUCAGUGGUACACUGGCAUCUGGGGCAGGAAGGAUGGCGAUUCGCCACUAAGGAGGACAAGCCUGAGGACAUUCCAGGCGAGAAUGUUAUCCCCGACCCGCUGCACGACUUUACACACCUGCGCCAGGUAUACUUUGCGUCGAACAAGGACUACACUGGGCGAUUUACUGUUCCGGUGCUUUAUGACAAGAAGACGAACCAGAUUGUCAGCAAUGAGAGCAGCGAGAUCCUCCGUAUGCUGGGAACAGAGUUUGACGACCUGAUUGAGGAAAAGUACCGCUCUAUUUCCCUGUACCCAGACAGCUUGAAGAGCCAGAUCGACGAGGCCAACUCGUGGACUUACGACAACAUCAACAACGGCGUCUACAAGGCCGGCUUUGCCACCACCAGCGAAGCCUACGAAAAGGGCGUCACUGGCGUCUUCGAGGCCCUUGACCGCGCAGAGAAGCACCUCGCCUCGCAGACCGAUGGCCCCUACUUCUUCGGCAAGAACAUCACCGAGACUGACGUGCGGCUGUACGUGACGCUGGCGCGCUUCGACCCGGUGUACGUGCAGCACUUCAAGUGCAACAUUCGCGACAUCCGCAGCGGCUACCCGCGUCUGCACAAGUGGAUGCGCAACCUCUACUGGAACCAUGCCGCGUUUAAGGAGACGACGCAGUUUGACCACAUCAAGUGGCAUUACACGCGGAGCCACACCCAGAUCAACCCCCAUAGCAUUACGCCUUUGGGACCCCUGCCGCAUAUUUUGCCGCUGGAGGAGGAGGUGGCUGCGGUUGCUGCGGCGAGAGUGUAA